AGCUACGAGAAAUGACGUUGUUAACCCGCGAGGUGAUUGGUUGAUUUUGGAUGGUAACUCCUCCCCGCGUGGCGGUUUGAAAAAACGGCUUUGAAGACGCAGACGUGUGGAACUGUCGGAGGAAGAAAAAAACAAAAUAAAACAGCCAUGGCUCCCUCAAAAAAGCCCCACAAGAAAAACAACAUAAGGACUGCGAAACUUGAAGCUUUUCUGGAGGAUUUCGACAGCGAGGUCGAGACCAGACUUUUUCAGCUGAGGGAGAAAAAGAACCAGCUAUUGAAAGACGCUGACAACCAUUAUAACAUGGCUCUUGUUAAAAUACCCAAGGCCGUCAGGCAGAUUAACUGGCUGGAAUAUUUCAAGACUGAGGAAGCCAAAUCGCUGCAAGUGGAUGAUGUAAUGAGAGAAGCAGAGGCAGCAAUUAUAGAGAAUGUUGUGGCCGAGGCCGAGAAGAAAACAGUCAAGAAAAUUACAAAGACAAAGGGUGGGGCCAAAUCCAAUUCGGGCGAUGAAAGUGUCCCACGCACUUCGAGGAGGGGCAAAACGACGAGGAAGCCCCCAACUUCGUCAAAACGAGCAAAGGCUCACGCAGUCAGCCAGCAAAACACUUCCAUAAGACGAUCAUCAAGGAAGGCCUUGGUCACCCCUGCCAGGACUAUGCUUGAUUCCUCUUUGUUGAUGGGCCCAACUCCUCUUAUCACCCCACGCUUUGACCCAAGGCUUCCUAAGACCCCAGCUGUGAGAAUCCCUCGCCACAAGGAGAGGGUCUACAGUAUUUCAGUCAAUGGCUCUCCCAUUGCGGCAGCCAACCACGAAGUUGUUGUAAACAUCCCCCUCGGCAACGGAGAGAGUAUGCCACUGAUGGCCAGCCAGAUCAACUCGGUGGACCUCUCCAUGCUGGAUGAAACUGCGUUGAGGAGCAUACGCCAUUUCGUGAGUCAUAUCACAUCGCUCACCGCUGACCAUUGACAAGCUGAUGUUGAUUUGAACUUUGCAUCGUUGUGUGUCCCUAUUUUUUCUCAGUAUACCUUUUGUAAUAUUGUCAAGAUGAGGGCCUUAGCUCUUCUUUAAGAUGAAUCCAUAGGGUCACUGUGCCUCAUGUAUGUCUCAUUUUAAUACCAUGCAUGGCCUUUUGUGUUCCACUUGGCUUGUCACAACUGUUAAAGCCUGGAUUUUAGGGCUCAGUACCUAUUGUAACUUUUAUCUGCUGCUUUUAAAUGUUGGCUGUAUGUAGUUUCAUACUCAUGUACAUGGAAAAGAUUGGAACACCAACUAAAAAAAAAAAGAGUACUAGUCAAUGCGUUCAACUCUCAAAUGUAUCAGCUGUACUGCAUGAUGAACGCCACUAGAUGGCAGCAUUUAGCCAUUGUUUAUUGGAGCGGCAGCAAAGAAGCUGAUUCCAAAUGCAUUCUUGUGAGAGCAGUUGUAAAUGUUUUUUUCAACUUUCACCCCUUGACGUGUUGAUAUUAUUAUUACAGGAGCUGUUCCCUUGUUUUUGUGUACUGUAUUUUUUUCUUUUAAA
Molecule: messenger RNA, 1522 nt
Organism: Dunckerocampus dactyliophorus (ringed pipefish)
Lineage: Eukaryota; Metazoa; Chordata; Actinopteri; Syngnathiformes; Syngnathidae
Gene: cdca8
Product: cell division cycle associated 8
Exons: 11
Coding region: 148-969 (273 amino acids)
Biological process (GO): mitotic sister chromatid segregation
Cellular component (GO): spindle midzone; chromosome, centromeric region; chromosome passenger complex
Source: RefSeq, a predicted model, not a curated record